Hyalella azteca is the source of this 2263-nucleotide messenger RNA. Its product is annotated as glucose dehydrogenase [FAD, quinone]. Gene Ontology annotation, molecular function: oxidoreductase activity, acting on CH-OH group of donors; flavin adenine dinucleotide binding. Bases 6 to 1484 code for a protein of 492 amino acids. Lineage: Eukaryota; Metazoa; Arthropoda; Malacostraca; Amphipoda; Hyalellidae. The transcript has 11 exons. The record is from RefSeq and is a predicted model, not a curated record.
AACCGAUGGUCAUCCCGCGCGUAGUGGGGGGAGGAACGAGCGUCAACUUCGCGCUCUACGUCCGCGGCGCCAAACUCGACUACGACAACUGGAGCGCCCUCGGCAACCCGGGCUGGGACCACGACUCGCUUCUGCCUUAUUUUAAAAAAUCCGAGGACUUCCUCGGGACAGUCACAGAGCAUUCCGAUGAAUACCACGGCAAGGGUGGACCUCUACCGGUCAUCUCCACCGAAGACGUCAAAAAGAUGGAAGAGUUCCUUCGUCCCGUCGCUGAGGAAUUGGGACUCGAAAUUAUAGACCCUAACGGUCCAAACAACAUUGGAAUCGCACCGGUUCAUAAUACCAUAAAGAAUGGAGUCAGGGUCUCUGCGCCUGAGGCUUUCCUAAGGCCGGUCAAGGAGAGAUCGAAUCUGCGCAUUCUACCCGGAGCAAGGGUUGACAAGAUACUCUUCAACCAAGAUAAGAGAGCGGUGGGAGUAGAAUACACGUUCAAGGGAAAGACCCACAGGGUGACAGCUCGAAAGGAGGUGAUUGUAAGCGCUGGCGCCAUUCUCACACCAAAGAUUCUCAUGCUAUCCGGCAUCGGACCAAAAAAACAACUGAAAAAGUUAGGCAUUCCUGUAGUAGCUGAUGUCCCAGGCGUGGGACAAAAUUUGGAUUCACAUUUGCAUUUCGCGCUGAAUUGGAAGAUCAAGCCGGGCUGGUCAGCCAUGACAGGGGAUUUCUUGAGUCCUCGCAACAUUGCCUCAUAUAUGAGGGAACAAACCGGUUUCUAUUCGAUGCCCCAAGGCCCGCUGUUCCACACCUACCUAUACCUCGGCGGUGAAAAUCCUCGUUGGCCUGAUGCCGACUUGUACAUGUCAGCUCUGAUCGGUUUUGAAAACCCAUUCAUCACUGAUGAGAUUAAUUCCCAAGUUAUUGGUCCGCUAUUCAACGAGCCUGUGAUGGCCAUGGGGGUAAUGCUCUGCCGCCCUAAGAGCAGAGGUCACGUUGCCCUUGCAUCUCUAGAUCCCGCCGAUCUUCCUGCAAUUCACCACAAUGUCUACGAUCAUCCAGACGACCUCAAACUGCACGUCAAAGCUGUAAGAGCAUUGCAGCGCAUCAUGGACUCAAAAGCCAUGAAAAGAAUACGAGCAGACCCACAGCCGGAUUUGACGAUGAAAGCGUGUGCGCAUUUAGGCAACAACACCGACACCUACUGGGAAUGUUACGUGCGCCACAUCGCGCUGCCUAGCGAGCAUUUCUGCUGCACCGCGAAAAUGGCCCCGAAGACCGACUCUAUGGGUGUUGUGUCUCCAAGUCUCAGUGUCCGCGGAGUGUCAGGCCUGCGAGUGGUGGACGCGUCGGUGAUGCCCCGCGUGGUCUCCACCAACCCCAUGGCCAGCGUUUACGUCAUUGCUGAGAAAGCCUCCGACCUCAUCAAGCAGGACUGGGGAUAUUUGAGCCAAACCCCAGCUGAAAAAUCUAGCAAUACAGAAAAAUAAUGAAUAUUGCAUUAUUAACGAAGACAAAGCUAAAUAUUACUCCAUUGAGUGUUGAGUUUCAGUUUAAAGUACGAAUUUAGAAAUUUAGAUUAAAUAAACAUUAGUAAAUAACAAAGCUAAGACAAAGGCUCGGCAGCGAGUUUGAGAGACUAGAUGCCGUAGAAGACACCGUUAGUGGACACGCUGAUGCACCGGAUCAGGUGCAUCAGCACCUGAUCACCGGAUCAUCAGCACCGCAACACCGGAUCAGGUACGAAUUGGUUAGUCUGGAAGUGAAAAUUCAACUCCGAGCACGAUUUGAUAUUUGGUUUUACUAGUACAUAACAGUCUUACUUGAGGGAAGAUAAUGUGCAAGAAAGGGUGCCGCAAAGAAUCAAGAGAAUUGAAAAUUAUUCUACUGUGAAGAGUGGGCAAAGAGGACCUUGCAUGAGGCUCAAUAUAUAACGCAUGCUGGUUAAACUCAGACAAGUCAGCGUCACGAUACCACUUUCGUUUCAGCGAGCGUGCAUUUAAUGCAUCACCAGCCAUCGCAAUAUAUAGUAUAGUUUAGAAUAAAAAUUACCGUUCUCUCAUCUAGUAUUGACGGCCUCGGAGGCUCUGACUAUGCGGAUUUGACAGUAGCGCUUCUGAAGUGACUGGCACGACAAUAUGUAGAACCCUAGUAAGUAUCAUGAGUGAAGUGUCUUUAUCUUGGAGGAAUUGAACUGUCCAAGUUUUUUUCCGAAAUUGCUCAGGUUUAUGUGUACACUUGUUUCAUUAGUAUAUUUUCAAAUAUGAAA